Pelagomonas calceolata is the source of this 1282-nucleotide messenger RNA. Lineage: Eukaryota; Pelagophyceae; Pelagomonadales; Pelagomonadaceae. The record is from the annotation of a GenBank genome assembly.
GUUUCUACGUCGACAGCGUUUAGCCUCAUCAAGCUGCCUAUUAGGACCAGGAACACCCCCCCUGGCCGCAAAAGUCGUCCGGAGCCCUCCCCAAGCUCUUACCCCAACCCGCGGGGGAGCCCCCCCCUACGAAGCGCGCCCAGCACUCGCGCACAGGAGACCGGGGCUAACCGGGGCUAACCAGCGCACCAACAUACGAGGUCGGCUCUGAACGCCCCCACGCGGGACGCAAAACACGAAAUGGCCCACAAGAUGCGAACGCGGCGCCGCGCGCGCCGGGAAAAAUCGCCGCUCUUGCGCUUGCCGACGGACCUGCUCCGCAAGAUCGCGUCGCACACGGUCUCGCCGGCCGUCGUCGUCGCGGUGGGCAAGUUCGCGCCCGAGCGGGCGGCCCUGCGCAAGGGCACGGACGCGGCCGAGCGGUCUCGGUUCGGAGGCAUCGGGAUGACGGUGCGAGAGGCGGAGCACGAACUCCGGACGCGGUAUCGGAACAUUGUAGACGAGAGCUCCCUGGCGUCUCGCGAGGCGGCCGGACGGGCCUUCUCGCGGAGGAACAUCGUCCGCACGGACGAGCGCCACCCGGACGCGCCCGCGAACCGCGACGACUGGGUGCUGGAUGGCGAGUACGACCCGCGACGCGUGUUCGUCCCGUUCCGGUUCAUGCGGACCCUGAUCGCCUAUGGCGCUAAACUGUCGCGCGAAUGCAUCCCGCUGCACUACGUGGCGGGCUGUCCCUCGGCCGGCUCGGUCGAUGUAGCCCGCCUCCUCCUCGCGGCCGGCGCCGAUAUCGACGCCGAGUGCGAGCCGGACGACGGUGCGGGCACCUGUGCGCUCGCCUGGUGCAUCGAAGCCCGCCCGGCGCGCGCCGCAAAGUACGAGUUGGCGACGUUUCUCAUCGAGGAGGGCUGCGACGUCGUCAAGGCCGACGCCGGCUACCUGGUCGCGAGCGGCGCCGACUUGCUCAGGAAUCUCGAAGACGAACCGCUGACGCCGGCGAACCAGCGCCUCAUCGACCUCAUAAAAUCCGCGCUCAACGUGGAGGAGAGCACGUACGAAGCGGCGUUCGAGGUGGCGCAGCAGCGUCUGGAUGCGCACCGUGAGGCCUUCUAUGCGAGGAUGAAUGCGUAUACGAGGCACAUCCCCUGGUACUAGUACGAUGCUCAAGCGGCGCGUUGCAAUUCAAGGGCUAGUUGCUCCGCCGUUCUGUUCGGUUGCUAGGGCAGAGACGGGUUAGGUGGCCCCGGGACUUCUAAAAAAGCAACAGGAAAAAACUAAUCACCCG